UUGACCAGGAAGUAAUGACGGGGAAUAGACAUGUUUAUAUAUUAACACAGAAUAUUAUUUGAUUCUAAAUAAUGCAGCAAUCUGGUUGAUUAAGACGCCCUGAACGUUUGUCAACAUGUUGUUCAUAUUACUGACAAUCAUAUCAUCGGCAGAUGCUGUGACACUGACUGGGUCGUCUGAGUACGCUGUUCCCGGGAGUGACUUUACUCUGACGUGUGACGUAACAGACGAGGCCAAUGCUGUUAGGUUUUACCGCCGUCCUAACGUGUCUGCUCCAGUAGGAGGUAUACAAGUAGGUGUUAGUCAAUGUUUCAACAUCAACGUCAACCCGCCCGUCAACUGUACACUGGAUGUCUGUUCCUGUGUUACCACGUCGGCUGGAGGACGUGGUACAGUGUUCCGGUGGGUCAUACAGCCACGGACGGGAGAUCAUGGAUCAGUGUGGUUCUGUACACGUACCAACCUUAACCUGACUGACCAAGAACUGGACAGUCAAAAAUACACUCUAAAUGUGGCAGCUGGUCCCGGAACCUCCCUAUCCCUGUCCCCAGCGGACACUACCUACAACAGGACUGAGAGGGACACGUUAUCGGACAUCACCUGUACAGCUGACUGUAGACCUGACUGUACCUUUGUCUGGACAAAACCUGACGACACCAACUUAACUGCCUCCGCUGUGUUGUCACUGGGACAACUGAACAGGUCAGAACACGGGACAUACAGAUGUACGGCUAGAAAUAUUAUCGGCGAGGCAUCUUUAACAGUCAGUGUUACUGUAGUGUAUGGACCUGGGAACAGUGUUGUGUUACAACCCCAAUCAAAAGUAGUGGAUAUUGUUGAAAAUCAGACUGUACCCAAUAUCACCUGCUCUGCUGACUGUAGACCGUCAUGUAGCUACACCUGGUCUAAAUCAGACAAAAACUUCUCUAACCCGUUGAGUCUGUCUGUGGCCACGAGGGACAACGCCGGGCAGUACACGUGCACAGCCAGCAAUACUGUCAGCGGUAAAACGGAGAUGUGGAGCCUCAUUGUUAGAUUUCCGCCUCGAAUUAUCAGUCUUAAUUACACAAAAGGGGGCGCUGAUGUCACUGAGAAGGGACCUAAAGCACUGAUCUGUGCUGUAGAGAGUUUCCCUCCGUCUACAAUAAAGUGGUAUUUCAAAGCCAACAACAGUCUUCUUUCCACCGACCGGGACGUACUAGAGAGUACUUAUAACCUGACAACUGCUGGCUGUCUUGACACGGGACUGUACACCUGUUUUGCCGAUAACAAUGUCUCGGACAGAGCAGUAACUAUGGACAUAGGAAUCAAUGUUUUGUGUACGUAAUUUUUUGUCUGUCUAUAAUAUCAAUCUGGCUUAAAUUCUACACGAACACCAAAGAAAACCUUAUAUAAAACCAUGUCAUACGUCUAUAUCUUUAAUAACUGUAUGACAAUGUUAACGAUAAUGUAUGCACUGUAAC
Molecule: messenger RNA, 1463 nt
Organism: Mizuhopecten yessoensis (Yesso scallop)
Lineage: Eukaryota; Metazoa; Mollusca; Bivalvia; Pectinida; Pectinidae
Product: hemicentin-1-like
Exons: 5
Coding region: 116-1327 (403 amino acids)
Biological process (GO): cell-cell adhesion
Cellular component (GO): cell-cell junction
Molecular function (GO): cell adhesion molecule binding
Source: RefSeq, a predicted model, not a curated record